Molecule: messenger RNA, 3502 nt
Organism: Patella vulgata (common limpet)
Lineage: Eukaryota; Metazoa; Mollusca; Gastropoda; Patellidae
Exons: 23
Coding region: 83-3502 (1139 amino acids)
Biological process (GO): attachment of spindle microtubules to kinetochore; protein localization to kinetochore
Cellular component (GO): nucleus
Source: RefSeq, a predicted model, not a curated record
UGCGUGAAUAUAUGGCGGACACUUCGAAUGUUUUGUUUUGAAAGAAAAUUUAUUUUCUCAUCGUUUAGAUACGACCGAAAAAAUGUAUGAAGAAGAAAAUGACCAACCUAAAGGCUUGGGGAAAAAAGAUGGACGGCGAUCAUCAGGGAUAUUAAAAAUCAAAAGAUCAUGUUUGACAGAACUGGAUGCCACCCAGGUUCAAGAGAGGAGUGAUGUAUUUGUUAAUGGUAAAAGAAUAUCAAGACGAGUCAGUUUUGCUGAGAGAUGUAGUAUCAAAGAAUUCCCAAAACAUUCACCAAGAGUAUGGCAGGACAGCCCAGAUACUAAAAAUGAUAAUGCAGAUGAUACUGUGGAGUUAACGGAGGAUGAUGUUGGACAUAUAUCAGGUCUGGAUCAACUAUUGAAAGGUCCAAUACAAACUCUCUCGGCUAACGAUUCAAUGAGUUAUGGUCUCCAGGUUCCCGAUCAUUUAUCUGUAUUGAACAACACACGAUUAGAUGUGGAGGAUAUGGACAUGACAGCUUGUUGUGGUGAUAUGUCCGUUCGUCAUGACAACCAUAAUACUAGUAUCCUAGCAACAUAUCAACAACCAGCACCACCUCCAGAGAAUAAAAUAACAGCUUUGUCCUUUUUAUCACAUCUGGCAUCAGGAAUGGAUGUUUCCAGUAAUGCAGUACCUGAACCUAGACGACGUGGUGCUGGCUUGAUGUUUGAUGCAGAUGAUGAUUUCGGUGAAAUAACGGCAGGUUUUACAGGAAUCAUUGGUGCAGCCCUUGCAGAACAAAAUGAAAAUCAGAAUAACCACGGUCUUGUAAUUCCGACCAAUGAACGUGAAGCCAGUAUGGAAAUGACUGACGUUCUGCCGACCAACAUAAUUCCAGGUCAGAACUCAAAUCCUGCUUUGGUCAUACCAACUAUUCAACUUGCAUCUGACAGCGACGCCAACAUGGAACUGACGGAAGUAUUACCCCAAAACCCAACCCUUGAAAAACGGCAAAGUUUAGCAGACAUAACGUCAACAGUAAGGUUUUCACAAAGUGAACCUGGGGCCAACAUGGAGCUGACCGAUGUACUCACCAAAAAUUUGAUGUUGGACAAGAGACAAAGUCUGACUGACGUAACUCGUAGAUUUUCAUCGGGUGUAUCGGCAAACAUGGAAUUAACGUGCGUGGACGGCAUCGCAGAUUUGACCAAUCAUUCUGACAAAGAAAAUAUUCAGAUAUCAAUGGGAUUGAUAAAUCCUGUUUCCGUUCCUCCUGCUUCAACCUUUGUUCCGCCAAUCAGUGAUGAUAAAGAAAAUAAACAUCUUCUUUUUGAUGUUAAUUCCAAGCUAGAUCUAUCACUAUUUCUAAAUAAGGACGAAGAAGAAGAUGAUGAAGUUUCUUUCAAGGACAAAACUGCCGAAAUCUCUGCUGGUUUAAAAACAAAUAAAAAAUUAAUUGAAUCUCAAAUGAAUGUAAUGCCGCAGGUCAGCUUAACGCGAGAUGCAGAAUCAGUCAUAAAUUCUCAAUCGAAAUCGUCGUUUGACAAUUCAACUUGCGUUACAAAUCCUUUAGUACACUUAGAAGUUCACGAUAAGAGUCUUUACACAAAAGCGGAAGAGAAAUUUAACCAGUUACAUAAACCAGCUGCUCAGUCAGCGGGUCUUUGUUUUGGAACCUCGGCCAUGGAUUUGGAUUUGGACUUCAAUGUCACCAUGAACACGACGGACGCUAAAUCACCGAAUGCAUCACAAUCGAAAGACAGUCAACUUCGUACUUCCAUUGUUAUGGCAGAGAAACCAAUAGCUAAAGAAGCUGUGCCAAAAAUAGAAAAGUGCGUUGUUGAUAAACGUCCAUCUGCAAGAUUGCCGAGCUUGUCAACUGUCUCACAUGCUGAUUUUAGUGGAAUUGACAUCCUUGAUGUGGAUACGCAAAAUGACGUCUUUCUCUCUCAAGACAGGAAACCAGAAGAAAAUGUGGCAAAUGAAACUGAAAAAACAGAAACCAACCCUAACAUUACUCGUUCAACGUUUGAUCUGGUUAGAAAGGAGAACCCAAGUCUAAAACGAAGACUUCAGAGUUUGGAUGCCACGCAAGCUGAAGCGAAGGCACGAAUCAAGCAACAUAGAACUGAUUCGCUGUCUAAAUCGCAAACAUCAACACAUGAAAAUACAGGAGAAAAUAUGGAAGUAAAUGAACAAGAAGAAAAAAUGGCGACAGUAGAACCUGCUCAAGUUGAAAAGUGUGUUGAAAUGACAUCAGACGGUCAACAGCUGAAUCGCGAUACAUCCAGUGUAAAGUCAGUUUCACCAAGUACCGAUUUGGAUAUCGAUGAUGAACCAAUGCCGGAAGCCAUGUUGAAGACAGAUGUUACCGUAACAACAACCUUGUCACAUGAUGUUAAAAAUGGCGACCGGGUAGAUCAUCAGUCGACCAAUAAUACCUCAGAUGUCAAUACUAGUAACACUGUUUCCGUGACACGGACUUCAACAUCUAAUAAUUCUUCUAUAUCUCACGGCAGUUCCAAUAGUAGUUUGUCUUUCUCCAUGUCUAAGUCUAUGUGUGGUCCAUGGACGUUUGAUAUAUUCUGUGAGAAGAUGUCUAUUAAUUAUAUUGAGGCAGCUAGAAGAAGUAGUCUUGUUAUCAGAGAGAAAGUAAACCUAGAAGUUUUACAGGAAGUUUUGGCAGCUAAAGUAAUUAAAGUACCGGAAUGUGAAAUAUUAGAUUCUAUGAUAGAAACAGUUGAACAGCGUAACAAACAAGAGAAUGAUAAAUUGGAGGAGUUGAAUGCUGAAGUCAGUAAAUGUGAACCCCAGUUGUUCGCUUUGGUCAGAGAUGCACCUCAGCGAGGUGAGUUACAUAAAGAGAUAGUUGGUUUAUCUCAGGCAUGUAGACGACUGGCGAAAAAACAGUGGAAAAGUUUACGCUGUGAAACCGAGAAAACUUUCCAUCAAAGAUUAAAGGUAGAAAGUGUAGAAUUAGAGAAAGCUGUUUCAGAGAUAUUGGAUCAUACAACAGACAUGGCUCAACAAUGUACUGAUGUAGACAGAGUUCACAUGGAUAUUGAUAAAGAAAUAGCCCGUUUACAAGCUCAACCUAAAGCUGAUUUGACAGAAAGAGAGAAAAUUGAAAAACGUCAACAUGAUUUGAAAAAAGUUAUGGAAGAGAAGAAAAUAAAACUGGCAGAAGUUGAAAGUGUGAAGAUGAAGAAGGAAGAAGAGUUAUCAGAAAUACAGAAAGAUCUGCAAAAACUUGAACAACGAAAUCAUCACGAUCAUAAUAAACUUGUCGAUCAUCAUGCUCAAGUUAAACAACUCAAAUUAAACUUACAACAUCAGGAAAUAUUACAUUACUGGUGUAUACUAGAGGAGAAUUAUACAACAAGUCAAGCUACCUUCCUCUUUCUACAAGAUACCAUCCAAUUUAUCGUAGAUUAUAAAAUAACCGAUAAUCAACAUCAAAUACGUGGAAUAAAAAUACAGUCUCUUUUACAAGGUAACAAAUUUAUACACAAUGUUUAA